AUGAUACGUUACACAGUCGGUUUGAGGACAACAGCAGAGAAACAUUGUGAACAGAAUGAGGCUUACCUACUGGAAAUAGACACUGAAAUAGAAAAUACUUGGGCAAUGGAGACCUUUCUUAAUUCUCAGAAACAUGGUGUCUGCAGUUACAUGUGCGCAUGUUCAAGGUGGAUUGGGGCAACGGAUAUCGACAAAGAAGGAGAUUUUACCUGGAACGGGAACACCAAAAUAAAUUAUUCCAACUGGCAUCCUGGUCAGCCCGAAAAUGGCAGAAAUGGCAACUGUGUCCAACUUUGUCAAAGUGGACACUGGGAUGACACAAGCUGUGGAUGGGACAAAGCAUUCAUUUGUGAAAAAGAGUGA
Messenger RNA from Saccostrea cuccullata (small rock oyster), 363 nucleotides. RefSeq names its product perlucin-like protein. NCBI's taxonomy places the organism in Eukaryota, Metazoa, Mollusca, Bivalvia, Ostreida, Ostreidae. The record is from RefSeq and is a predicted model, not a curated record. Bases 1 to 363 code for a protein of 120 amino acids. The transcript is spliced from 3 exons.